AUGGAGAUGGGGCUGCUGGGAGCCGUCCUGCUCCUCUGCAUGGCAGAUGUUCUCCACUCCUUUGCGAUUGAGGAGAAAGAAGACAUAUUCAGGCGCAUGGUGUGUCCUGCUUUCCUGAUGUUUGACAACGCCGCCUACCUGGCCGACAUGACCUUCGAGCUCCCCUGCAACUGCAAGCCCGAGGAGGUCUCCAACGUCGUCUGGUAUUUCCAGAAGAACAUGGGAGGCCACGAAACCACCGUCCUGACAGACUUUUCUGGCAACAUGGUGCUCGACUCGAGCCACAUCCACGUGGGCACUGACGUCCUGAAGCGUUUCACUAUCCGGAUGUUCAGCCUCAUCGUUUUCCGUGCCCAGGUGUCAGACUCGGGCCACUACCUGUGUGGCACCCAGAAAGGGGAUUUUUUUUACGGCUAUGACGUGGACGUGCAGCCCACCAAGCACAUCACAGUGGCGUUCUUGGACGUGGGACAGCACGUCCAGGAUGAUCACACGGCGAAGGCCUUCAGUCUCUUCACCACCUUCUGGGACUGGACCACGUGCGACCGCUGCGGGGUGCGAGGCGAGCAGCGGCGCAUCGGGCUCUGCUACGUGCAGAGCGCCCGGCUGCACCCGCGCUACCGCACCGUGCUGCCCAACGUCACCUCCUGCGGCUCCAGGGCCGUUCCGGCGCGGCUCCAGCGCUCCAGCCGCCACCGGAAGCCCGAGGUGGCGAUCCGGAGCUGCGUGGCCCCGUGUCCGCAGGAGGACAACCCGCAGGAAGGCGUGCAGGCCAUCUCCAACGUCAUCCACAAGCUGGGCCAGAAGCCCUGGCUGCCCCGCGUCCCCACGCAGUUCUACAAGCAUCCCCUCGGAAGAGAUCUGGUCAUCGCCUGCCCCGGGGCCCGGCCCGAGCACGCCGUGGCGUGGGACAAGGACUCCGUGCGGCUCUACCGCUCCCGCUACCUCGUGGGAGUCAACAAGAGCAUGCGCGUCUUCAUCGACCACGGAAACCACCUGCACGUCCGCCGGGUCCGCUUCAGUGACGGAGGCACCUACCUCUGCUGGAGGGAGGGCAAACUGGUGGCCGGGCUGCGGCUCCGUGUGAGCUACCAGGCUCAGCGCCGCCGCUCGCUCGAUGACCCCGAGACGAUCUACGUCGUCAAGGCCAUCGGUGUCAGCUACGUCCUCGUCGGGGCCGUCUUCAUCGGCAUCCACUUGUGCCGCUGCUGCUGGUGGGCGCUGCAGCACUCUGUGAGGAUUUAGGGUCAAUCACACCUCGCACCGCUCCCUGGUGGGAAAUUUGUGAGGUUUUGACUGCUGGAAAUGCGGCCGCUGCCCUCCUAUCCUCCGCUCGGGGUUGUGCAGCAAUGGAGACCAAAGUGGAAAGUCCUGUUGCGCUGUGGCAGGGAUUUCCCACCACUGUGUCACUUCCUGGCUUCACUGAAGGCUUGUGGUGGGCUUUUAACCUCAGUG
Lagopus leucura (white-tailed ptarmigan) is the source of this 1455-nucleotide messenger RNA. RefSeq names its product family with sequence similarity 187 member A (gene FAM187A). The transcript has a single exon. The record is from RefSeq and is a predicted model, not a curated record. The coding region runs from base 1 to 1245 and encodes 414 amino acids. NCBI's taxonomy places the organism in Eukaryota, Metazoa, Chordata, Aves, Galliformes, Phasianidae.